Molecule: messenger RNA, 1905 nt
Organism: Brachypodium distachyon (stiff brome)
Lineage: Eukaryota; Viridiplantae; Streptophyta; Magnoliopsida; Poales; Poaceae
Product: F-box/kelch-repeat protein At1g30090
Exons: 2
Coding region: 477-1706 (409 amino acids)
Molecular function (GO): protein binding
Source: RefSeq, a predicted model, not a curated record
AGUUCAGCUCAAGCUCAGCUCAGCUUAGCUGCUUUGGUCACUCACUCUAUGUGGUUGGUUUGGCUUUGACUCUCUUGUUCGGCGGUUGGUUAAGAGGAGCAGCAUCGGCUUGGAAAAAGAAAAUUGGUGGGGGCAUCUUUUCCUCUCUCGCAGACCUCCCUUCCUCCCUGAAUCAGAGGCAGAGCUUCAGGGGAAAGAAAGAGGCAGGACACAAGUCUCCGUGUAGACCCCAAGGAGGCACACCUUGGUUCUAUAAGCAAUUCAGGUUGGUGGCUGCUUCGGAUGUAAAAUUGGGCGCAAUUCGGUCAAGAAAUUGGGGAAUUUUAACUUCUCGAGAGUAGGUGUCGAGCUCUUCUUGAUGCCAUAAUUAUCCUCACCAAAAUUGGAGAGUGUUCUGUGGGAAGACCUGGAUUGGUGUGGUGUUCUUGAGGGGAUGGUUGUUGGUGUCCUCCUCAAUUGAGCAAUUUGGGACGAGCAUGCGUCGUGUCCGAGUCUCGUCUCACCAGUCUCCAGUCCACAAGCUCGGCGAUUCGCAGAUGAAACUGACGCCCAAGUUCCGGCUCGCCGCCGCCGCCUCUGCAUUGCCAUCUCCGACACCGUCCUCGGAUUUCGAGCCAUCGUCAUGGGAGACACCCCUCAUUCCUGGCCUCCCUGACGACGCCGCACUGAAUUGCCUCCUCAGGCUACCUGUGGAAGCCCAUGAGGCCUGCAGGCUCGUGUGUCGCCGGUGGCACCACCUCCUGGCCGACAAGGCGCGCUUCUUCACGCAGAGGAAGGCGAUGGGCUUCCGGUCGCCGUGGCUCUUCACCCUGGCGUUCCACCGUUGCACUGGUAAGAUACAGUGGAAGGUGCUGGAUCUGAACCACUUAACCUGGCACACCAUUCCCACCAUGCCGUGCCGGGACCGGGCUUGCCCUGGGGGGUUCGGCUGCGUUGCUAUCCCCAGCGACGGCACCCUUCUCGUCUGCGGCGGGCUGGUCUCUGACAUGGAUUGCCCGCUGCACUUGGUCCUCAAGUAUGAUAUUUACAAGAACCGCUGGACCGUGAUGACCCGGAUGCUUUCGGCACGAUCUUUCUUUGCUGGUGGCGUGAUCGAUGGACAGGUUUAUGUUGCCGGGGGCUAUAGCACAGACCAGUUUGAGCUGAAUUCAGCAGAGGUUCUUGAUCCGGUUAAGGGUGUCUGGCAACCGGUUGCUAGUAUGGGCAUGAACAUGGCAUCAUCAGAUUCUGCUGUCAUCAGUGGUAGGCUCUAUGUCACUGAAGGAUGUGCAUGGCCUUUCUUCUCCUUGCCAAGAGGGCAGGUGUAUGAUCCAAAGAUUGACCGCUGGGAGGCCAUGUCGGUCGUAAUGCGUGAAGGGUGGACAGGAUUAAGCGUGGUCAUCGACGAACGUUUGUUUGUGAUUUCAGAAUAUGAGAGGAUGAAGGUUAAGGUCUAUGAUCAGGAGACGGAUUCAUGGGAUUCUGUCAAUGGGCCUCCUAUGCCUGAGCGUAUCAUGAAACCUUUAUCUGUCAGCUGCCUGGACAGUAAGAUAGUCGUUGUCGGCCGAGGUCUCCAAGUAGCGAUCGGCCAUGUCAAGAGGCAACCUGGCAGUGGCAGCGGUGCUAACAAUACGAGCUCGAGCUACUUGAUUUGUUGGCAAGAUGUUGAUGUUCCUAGGACAUUCAGCGAUCUGACACCUUCGAGCAGUCAGAUCUUGCAUGCUUAACCUGCUCUAAAGCUCUGGCAAUCUGCAAGGUGACAACAUCAACUGAUCAACUGCUUAAAUUUGUUCAGCUGUUCAAACCGUUUAUCCGGGCUCUACAACUGUUGUUUUAUUAUGUGUAUAUUAGACUUUACCAUCAUAUUUGUAAUGUACGAAUGUUGUAUCAGUAAAUAAAUAAAUCGGGACAUUGCUAGAAGUAUCA